Messenger RNA from Chaetomium globosum CBS 148.51, 357 nucleotides. RefSeq lists its product as uncharacterized. The transcript has 3 exons. Bases 1 to 357 code for a protein of 118 amino acids. The record is from RefSeq and is a predicted model, not a curated record. Gene Ontology annotation, cellular component: mitotic spindle pole body; mitotic spindle; DASH complex. Lineage: Eukaryota; Fungi; Ascomycota; Sordariomycetes; Sordariales; Chaetomiaceae.
AUGGCCUCGCAACAGCAACGCUCGGCCUCGGUGGCCGGCACCCGAGAAAAGACCUACUUUGAGCAGCAGAGAGAGGAGUUGAUCGGGGAAAUCGCCAUGUCAGUCACUGACGCGGUGUGUGUGGGGCCCAACGAGCAGAGUUUCGAGCAUGUCCUCGCCAACAUCAACAAGCUGAACCGGUCUCUCGAGGCCGUCAUCGCUGUGGGCAACGAGUUCUCCUCGGUCGAGGCGCUGUGGUCGCAGUUCGAGAACGUCAUGGCCAAGGAAGAACCUGAGGAGGGCGGCGCCGCAAAGUCGGAGGAUCGGCAAGAGGGCCAGGAAGAAGCGGAUCGCGUGAAGGUCGAGGGAAGCGAGUGA